Molecule: messenger RNA, 3760 nt
Organism: Myotis myotis
Lineage: Eukaryota; Metazoa; Chordata; Mammalia; Chiroptera; Vespertilionidae
Gene: OSBPL7
Product: oxysterol binding protein like 7
Exons: 22
Coding region: 249-2849 (866 amino acids)
Cellular component (GO): intracellular membrane-bounded organelle; perinuclear endoplasmic reticulum; plasma membrane
Molecular function (GO): cholesterol binding
Source: RefSeq, a predicted model, not a curated record
GGUGGGGAGAUCCGGCGAGAGGGGAGGCUCCUCUGUCUCCUUCCUUCCUGGUUCCUGCAGCAGCCGGUGCCACUUGGCUCCAUGAGGAGGGAGCGGGCGACUUGGAGACGGUGACUCAGAGGCAGAGCUGCGUGCGGGCCAAGGAGCACUGGCGCCCAUGGACCCUGCGGGCCCCCUCAGGACAAGGCGACAUCCUUCCCCUUCCCCCCGGCUCUGAGUCCUCAGCAGGGAGUGGCCGCUCCUUCUCCAUGGACUUCCAAGAGCGGGGUCCCCCCUCGCUGUCCGAGAGCACUCAGUCCGCAAAGUCCAGCAGCGCCCAGCAGGCCUCUGAGCUGUGGGAGGUGGUGGAGGAGCCUCGGGGCCGGCGAGGCGCAGAGGGUGUCAUGCCCGACAGGCAGGAGGGCCACCUGCUCAAGAAGAGGAAGUGGCCUCUGAAGGGCUGGCACAAGAGAUACUUCGUGCUCGAGGACGGGAUCCUUCGCUAUGCGACCACUCGGCAAGACAUCACCAAGGGGAAGCUGCAUGGCUCCAUCGAUGUCCGACUGUCUGUUAUGUCCAUCAACAAAAAGGCCCAGCGCAUUGACCUUGACACCGAAGACAACAUCUACCACCUCAAGAUCAAAUCCCAGGACCUGUUCCAGAGCUGGGUAGCCCAGCUGCGUGCCCAUCGCCUGGCCCAGCGCAUGGACAUGCCCCGCGGCCCGCUGCCCAGCAACUCUCACCGGAAGGUUCCUGGUGCCCAGCUUCCCACAGUGAUUAGUGCCUCAGCUCUGCCUGGGGUUGGACCUCGGGAGAAGGUGUCCUCCUGGUUGAGGGGCAGUGAUGGCCUAGACCGCUGCUCUCACGAGCUCUCGGAGUGUCAGGGGAAGCUGCAGGAACUACACCGACUCCUCCAGAGCCUGGAGUCCCUGCACCGCAUCCCCUCGGCCCCUGUGAUCCCCACGCACCAGGCCUCGGUGACGACGGAGAGACCCAAGAAGGGCAAACGGACCAGCCGCAUGUGGUGCACACAGAGCUUCGCCAAGGACGACACCAUCGGGCGGGUGGGUCGUCUCCAUGGCUCUGUUCCCAACCUAUCUCGGUACCUGGAGUCCCGGGACCACUCAGGACCCCGGGGGCUGCCACCCCCAGACUAUGCCCACCUGCAGCGCAGUUUCUGGGCCCUGGCCCAAAAGGGUGAGUGUGCGCUGGAGGGUGGUGGGAGCAGGGGGCGAGGAGGAGGCUCUGACGGCCUGCCCCUGCCCUCAGUGCACAGCUCCCUCAGCAGUGUCCUGGCCGCCCUCACCGCUGAACGGGACCACCUGAGGGAUCUGCACCAGGGCUCCGAGCUGUCCAGAAUGGGGAUCUCUGAGGCCUCUGCUGGCCCGAGGCGCCUCCAUUCACUGUCCAUCUCCUCGGACACCACGGCGGACUCCUUUAGCUCCCUCAACCCCGAGGAGCAAGAAGCUCUGUACAUGAAGGGGCGAGAGCUGACGCCCCAGCUGUCCCAGAGCAGCGUCCUGUCCCUCGCGGAUUCCCACACGGAGUUCUUCGAUGCCUGCGAGGUGCUUCUCUCUGCCAGCUCUUCUGAGAAUGAGGGCUCAGAGGAGGAGGAAUCGAGCGUCAGUGAGAUCACCACCAGCCUGUCCGAGGAGGUGCUGGACCUCAGGGGAGCUGAGCGCUAUCAGAAAGGGGUGUGUGUUCCAGGGAGAGCUCUGGGGCCACCCCGUCGCCGCUGCCUGCCGGCGGCCAGUGGGCCCGGGGUUGACGUGAGCCUGUGGAACAUUCUGCGUAACAACAUCGGCAAGGACCUGUCCAAGGUGUCGAUGCCCGUGCAGCUCAAUGAGCCGCUCAACACUCUGCAGCGGCUCUGCGAGGAGCUCGAGUACAGCAGCCUCCUGGACCAGGCCAGCCGCAUCGCCGACCCCUGCGAGCGCAUGGUGUACAUCGCCGCCUUUGCCGUCUCUGCCUACUCCUCCACGUACCACCGAGCAGGCUGCAAGCCCUUCAACCCCGUCCUGGGGGAGACCUACGAGUGUGAGCGGCCUGACCGAGGCUUCCGCUUCAUCAGUGAGCAGGUCUCCCACCACCCCCCCAUCUCGGCGUGCCAUGCAGAGUCUGAGAACUUCGUUUUCUGGCAAGACAUGAAAUGGAAGAACAAGUUCUGGGGGAAAUCCCUGGAGAUUGUGCCUGUGGGGACAGUGAACGUGAGUCUGCCCAGGUUUGGGGACCACUUUGAGUGGAACAAGGUGACGUCCUGCAUUCACAACAUCCUGAGUGGCCAGCGCUGGAUCGAGCACUAUGGGGAGGUCCUCAUCCGGAACACGAAGGACAGCUCCUGUCACUGCAAGAUCACCUUCUGCAAGGCCAAGUACUGGAGCUCCAACAUCCACGAGGUGCAGGGCGCCGUGUUCAGCCGGAGCGGCCGCGUCCUCCACCGGCUCUUCGGGAAGUGGAACGAGGGGCUGUACCGGGGACCCCUGCCUGGUGGUCAGUGCAUCUGGAAACCCAACUCCAUGCCCCCAGACCAUGAGCGAAACUUCGGCUUCACCCAGUUUGCCUUGGAGCUGAAUGAGCUGACGGCAGAGCUGAAACGGUCACUGCCUUCCACCGACACUCGGCUCCGGCCCGACCAGAGGUACCUGGAGGAGGGGAACAUCCAGGCCGCCGAGGCCCAGAAGAGAAGGAUCGAGCAGCUUCAGCGAGACAGACGCAGGGUGAUGGAGGAGAACAAUAUCGUCCACCAGGCUCGCUUCUUCAGGCGGCAGACAGAUGGCAGCGGAAAGGAGUGGUGGGUGACGAACAACACGUACUGGCGGCUGCGGGCCGAGCCGGGCUACGGGAACCUCGACGGGGCUGUGCUCUGGUAGCCCCGGCCCUGGGGGCGGGAGGCUCAUCCUCCUCCCUCCCGCCUCCAUUCCCACCACGGACACACGGGCGAGGCCAGGCUCCCCGCCCACACCCCCACUCCCCCGGCUCUGGCCCGCUCCCCUCUGCCGGCCAGAGGGGCUGCCCGUCGCCCAUCCCGUGUUUGGGUGAGAACAGGAUUCGUGCUUCCCCAGGCUCGUUGCCCCCAUAACCGGCAUGUAAGACGCUUCUUGCUCUGUCACCCCCUUUCUUCCCUGCUGGGGGGCUUGGGGGAGACUCUAGGCUCUCCAGGAUCUUUCCCCUGUUUCAGUGCCUUCCUAGGCCACAGGGGACCCCUGGGUGCUCCCCAGGCUUUCUAUGCCCAGGGCUCUGGCCCCAGCUGUGUGGUUGGGGUGAGUGAAGGAGGGGACACACCUGACAUCUUCUUCCACCCCGUCCCUCCCAAGCCCCUCGCCAGCAUCUCCCGUGCCCUGGCCCCGCGGGCUCCCCUUGCUCGGUCCUUCGCCAUCUCUCUCAUCCUCCUGGAUCCCCUUCUCCCAGACUGCAAAACACCUGCCGCUCCCAGCUCCUCCCGCCCUGGUCUCAAGUGGUUUCCUUCAGGACUCCCCCCACCCCAGCCAGACGAGGCCUCUCCAAGGGGCAGGAGCAGGCUGAGCAGGCAGGGCGCCCUGCUCCCAGCCAUCCGGUGUGAGUGAGUGUGUGAGGGUGUGCGUGCGUGUGCGUGCGUGUGCCUGAGAACUGCUUGCAGGCGAGCAGGAUCCCCGAUACGGCCCGGACCUGGGCGUCCGCCACUGUCGCUGCUCAUUUCCACAGUCUGCCUCUCACCAAGGUGAACUACAUUCCAAGCUCAAUAAAGACUGUCCCAAACUUUGGCCUGAGACCAUUCACUUAAACACACGCUCCAGCUCAGCAA